This is a messenger RNA of Ascoidea rubescens DSM 1968, 1314 nucleotides long. RefSeq names its product translation initiation factor eIF2B subunit gamma (gene GCD1). The record is from RefSeq and is a predicted model, not a curated record. The transcript has a single exon. Lineage: Eukaryota; Fungi; Ascomycota; Saccharomycetes; Ascoideales; Ascoideaceae. Gene Ontology annotation, biological process: biosynthetic process; cytoplasmic translational initiation. The coding region runs from base 1 to 1314 and encodes 437 amino acids. Gene Ontology annotation, cellular component: eukaryotic translation initiation factor 2B complex; guanyl-nucleotide exchange factor complex. Gene Ontology annotation, molecular function: guanyl-nucleotide exchange factor activity; translation initiation factor activity.
AUGGAGUUCCACGCUAUUGUUCUUUGUGGCAGAGGGGCCAAGCUCUCUCCCUUUUCCACUGCUCAUCCCUCUGGUAUGCCCAAGGCCUUGCUUCCCAUUUUCAAUAAACCAAUGGUCCAGCAUGUUCUCGAAUGGUGUGAUAAUUCUCCAUUCAAAGAUAUAUCUUUGGUCGUUGAUGCCUCCUCGAAGGAUCUGCUUCAGGAAUUCUUGAAUAACUACGAGUCGAAUAUCCGUAACAAGCAGAUCUUAAGUUUUGUUAACAAAAUCAAUAUUGUUUCCAUAAAUGCAAAGACGACUGGCGAGAUCUUGGCCAGCUUGAUCAAUUUGAACAAAAUCAAUUCAGAUUUUGCUAUAUUGCCUUGCGAUUUCAUAACUGACUUGCCUGCUCAGGUUUUAAUUGAACAGUUCAGAAUCAGAGAUGUUCAGGAUGUAUCCAUGUGUUGUUUUUAUAACAAUAGUCUAUCCAAUAUUCCAACUCAUUCAAAUAACUUUAAAAAUUACUAUACCCUUUACGAGUCCCAAAAUAAUCACAACAACAGCAAUGCUGUAAAUGAUUACGAUUAUUACCAGAAUGAUUCUCAUUUGGUUGAUUUGAUUACAAAUGAAUCAAUUGAAAUCUCAAAAUUUUUGCAAAUAAGAACUCAAAUGUUAUGGAGAUUUCCCAAUAUUGAAGUAUCAAAAAACUUAUUAAACAGUUUUAUUUUCUUCAACUCAUUGGAACUAGUCAACAUUUUGAAACAUUCAAUCACAGUCAAGAAAUACAAAAUUAAUGAAAAAUCAAUAACAACGAUUUUCCAGGAUUUAGCUAAAAGGUCUUGGAAGCAUAAAAAGCCCCUAGAAAAGAUAAACUUGUUUAUACUUCCAAAACAAUCAACGUUCAUAAGAUCAAAUACUCUACAGUUAUAUCUAGAAUCAAAUAGGUGGCUUAUGAAGGAAAAUCUAUUAAAAAAUCCUUCCAUUCGUAACCAGUUGCAAUCCCAAGCUCAAAAACAAAAAGAAAAGGGUGCCCCCACCAUUGGAGUUGAUUCUCUAUUGGGCCAAAAUACAACCGUUGAUAAAAUGUCUACUAUAAAGAAAACUAUUAUCGGUGAUAAUUGUCAAAUUGGCAAAAAAUGUAGAUUAAAUGGUUCUUUAGUAUUUAAUAAUGUCAUAAUUGGUGAUAAUGUUAUUUUGGAAAAUUCCAUUGUCGGGCAUAAUGUUAUAUUAGAAUCUAACGGCAAAUAUCUUUCCGCUAAUAUUGAAAAUAACUUUUCAAAGAAAAAUGAUGAAGAAUCUGAUCCUGAGAUUUAUUCCGAUUCAGGUGAUGAUAAAUGA